UAGUUUCCAGCUGCAGUUAGAAAUCUUAAUUUUAACUGUAUUGGCUUAUUUACAAAUGAACACAACUGAUCUUAAUAUUGCAUAAUAAUUUACACAAAUAAAAUGCUAUCCUUUAGCAAUUUAUUAACCAUUCGAAAAAUUCUAGGUAGCUCUAGUUUGAAUCAAUAUGUUUUGCUUGGAUCAUCAUCCAAAGGAUCAUUUUAUCUUCCAAGUGUUGCUGCAUCAAACCUUUUGAAUAUAUCUAUUAAAAGAUAUCUUGCUACCGCAACUGUUCCUGGUGCAAAGAAAGUUUUUCAACGGGAUAAGCCUCAUUGUAAUAUUGGAACAAUUGGUCACGUUGAUCAUGGCAAAACUACACUUACAGCAGCAAUUACAAAAGUACUUGCUGAUAAGAAGAUGGCGAAACUUAAGAAAUAUGAAGAUAUUGAUAAUGCUCCAGAGGAACGUGCUCGUGGUAUAACAAUUAAUGUUGCUCAUAUUGAAUACACCACUGAAAAGAGGCACUAUGGACAUACAGAUUGUCCAGGGCAUGCAGAUUAUAUCAAGAAUAUGAUAACUGGCACUUCACAAAUGGAUGGUGCAGUCCUAGUAGUUGCUGCAACUGAUGGAGCUAUGCCUCAAACUAGAGAGCAUUUGGUCUUAGCCAAGCAGAUUGGUAUUGAACACAUUGUUGUUUUUAUAAAUAAAGUAGACAGUGCUGACCAAGAAAUGAUAGAGUUGGUGGAAAUGGAGUUAAGAGAACUAAUGUCUGAAAUUGGCUAUAAAGGGGAUGAUAUUCCUUUUAUUCAUGGAUCUGCUCUAAAUGCUUUAGAAGGGAAAAACCCAGAAAAAGGAGCUGAUGCAAUUAUGAAGCUUCUUGGGACUAUUGAUGAAUAUAUCCCUAAUCCAGUUCGAGAUCUUGACAAACCUUUUCUGCUACCAAUUGAACAUGUUCAUACAAUUCCAGGGCGUGGAACAGUCGUCACUGGGCGUCUUGAACGGGGCACAAUCAAAAAAGGAAUGAAGAGUGAAAUAAUUGGAUAUAAGAAACAGUUUGAUGCAACUAUAACAGGUAUUGAAAUGUUUAAGCAAGUUUUAGAAGAAGCUCAAGCUGGUGAUCAAUUGGGUGCCUUAGUGAGAGGUGUGAAGCGUGAUGAUGUUCGACGAGGAAUGAUGCUGUGCCAACCUGGUACUGCUAAGCAACAUGAUUUCUGUCAGGCUCAAGUGAAUUUGAUGACCGCCUGGAUUCGAUUAGGAAGUGAGCCCACAAGGUUUUGCAAGUACGUCAAAUCCAGUUUAAGCCCCUCGUUGAGGAUUUGAUUGCGCAAAUUCACC
Parasteatoda tepidariorum (common house spider) is the source of this 1314-nucleotide messenger RNA. NCBI's taxonomy places the organism in Eukaryota, Metazoa, Arthropoda, Arachnida, Araneae, Theridiidae. The record is from RefSeq and is a predicted model, not a curated record.